Molecule: messenger RNA, 1208 nt
Organism: Neopelma chrysocephalum (saffron-crested tyrant-manakin)
Lineage: Eukaryota; Metazoa; Chordata; Aves; Passeriformes; Pipridae
Gene: PRXL2C
Product: peroxiredoxin like 2C
Exons: 6
Coding region: 1-663 (220 amino acids)
Source: RefSeq, a predicted model, not a curated record
AUGGCGGGGCCGGUCACGCAGCAGGUCGGGCGGGCGCGGGGCUGCGGGCGGCGGGGGGAGCCGGCGGGGCUGCGGGAGGAGACCGCCCGCUGCCCGGUGCUGGACCGGGACGGCAGGAGCCUCCCCUUCCAGGCCCUGUACGGCGAUCGGAAGGCGAUCGUGGUGUUCGUGCGGAAUUUUUUGUGUUACACCUGUAAGGAAUAUGUAGAAGAUCUGGCAAAAGUUCCCAAGGCGUAUUUACAAGAAGCAAAUGUGAGGCUUAUAGUUAUUGGACAGUCAUCUUAUCAUCACAUCAAGCCCUUUUGCAGUUUAACUGGGUAUACACAUGAAAUGUAUGUAGAUCCACAAAGGGAAAUUUAUAAAACGCUUGGCAUGAAAAGAGGUGAAGGUAAUAACAUAUCAGUGCGGAGCCCUCACGUGAAAUCAAACACCCUUCUGGGAAGCAUCAGGAGUAUAUGGAGAGCAAUGACUGGCCCGGCUUUUGAUUUCCAAGGAGACCCUGCUCAGCAGGGAGGAGCUUUGAUCAUAGGCCCAGGCAAUGAAGUUCAUUUUUUGCACCUUGAUAAAAACAGGCUGGAUCAUGUUCCCAUUAAUACAGUUUUGCAGCUGGCAGGAGUUAAAACUGUGAAUUUCUCAAACAAACCCCAGAUCAUUGACAUAUGACACUGACAUACUAUAUACUUUUUUUUAAACCUGUGCUCUACAAGAACAAUUCUCCAGUGAAUUCCAACAAGCAUUGGUAAUGUUGUGUCUUUGUAGGACAUCUGAAACCUUAUCUAGAAAAUCAGAGCACCGAAUAAACUACCUGGCACUGAAGACAGACACAAAAGUGCUAUUCCCAAUGAGAUAAUAAAAACUAAAACACAACUGGGGCUGAUGGCAAAAAAUCCUGGGGCUUAUUAUUGUAUCAUGAAACAAUCUUGCUAAUAUAUUUUAAAAAUCAUUGUUCCAGAUGCACUAAACUAAAAAAAUCUGAUUUUGGUCAGGAAGAACAUGCCUUCAGCAGAUCAACACUAACUUUCAAACCAAUACUUCUCAGCACUGUUUUAAAGCUUCAAGCACCGUGUGACAAUCUUGUAUUAAAAUAUACCCUGAAAAGUCACAGUGUUGAACACUGGGGCUUAAGCUUAUACCUACUUUUGCAUCUGACACUGGCAGACAUUAUGAAAUGCAUUUCAUAAUUUUAAAUAAAUAUUUUAAAUACAUCA